CGCUUUGUCUCCCUUGCGCACGCUCGUGAACUUUGCCUUAUAUAUGUGACCUCACAGCUCGUCAGACUGAACGUAACGUUUUGGCCAACUAAAGCACAAUGGCUCUUCUCCAGAGGUUUGUCACUCGCAGGGGAGUUUGGAAUUUGCUGAAGACACAGAGAGCAUGCAUGUCAGCGCUUCCUCAGCCCUUGGUGAAACCAGAUAUUAAAUAUGAAAAGCUUUUCAUCAACAAUGAAUGGGUAAACUCUGCAUCUGGAAAGACAUUUCCAACCAUCAAUCCAGCUACAGGGGAACAGAUCUGUGAGGUUGCUGAAGGUGACAAGGCUGACGUAGAUAUUGCUGUAAAAGCUGCCAAAGAAGCGUUCCGGUUAGGUUCACCAUGGAGAACAAUGGAUGCUGCCCAGAGAGGCCACCUCCUGAACAGGCUGGCAGACUUGAUAGACAGGGACCGUCACUACAUCGCUUCUCUAGAAACCUUAGACAAUGGCAAACCCUACAACAUUUCCUAUGCAGUGGACUUGGAACUGGUCAUCAAGUGCUACAGGUACUAUGCUGGAUGGGCAGAUAAAAAUCAUGGAAAGGUUAUCCCAAUUUGUGGUGACUAUUUUUCGUACACGAGACAUGAGCCUGUGGGAGUUUGUGGACAGAUCAUCCCAUGGAACUUCCCCCUCCUGAUGCAGGCAUGGAAGUUAGGUCCCGCCCUGUCCAUGGGAAACACUGUGGUGAUGAAAGUUGCUGAACAAACACCACUCACUGCCCUCUACAUAGCACAGCUUGCCAAGGAGGCUGGAUUUCCUCCUGGUGUCAUCAACAUCGUCCCUGGAUAUGGACCCACAGCUGGUGCUGCCAUUGCUGAGCACAUGGAUGUGGACAAAGUGGCCUUUACCGGCUCAACAGAGGUAGGACAACUAAUACCUGUCAUGGCAGCCCGUAGUAACCUGAAGAGAGUCACUUUGGAACUGGGAGGCAAAAGCCCUAACAUCGUCCUAGCUGAUGCUGACAUGGUCCAGGCAGUAGAGAAUUCCCACUUCGCCCUGUUUUUCAACCAGGGUCAGUGCUGCUGUGCCGGGUCCAGGACGUUUGUACAGGAAAGUGUGUAUGAUGAAUUUGUGGAGCGAAGCGUUGAGAGGGCAAAUAAGCGCACUGUGGGAAACCCCUUUGAUUCUGCCAACGAGCAAGGUCCCCAGGUUGACAAGGAACAGAUGGAGAAAAUCCUGGCUCUCAUCGACAGUGGAAAACAAGAGGGAGCUAAGCUUGCAGCUGGAGGGAACCGUGUUGGUGACAAGGGUUACUUCAUAGAGCCAACUGUCUUCACCGACGUCCAGGACAACAUGAGGAUUGCCAAAGAAGAGAUUUUCGGACCUGUGAUGCAGAUCAUGAAGUUUAAGACAAUGGAGGAGCUGAUUGAAAGGUCACAUGACACAAUUUAUGGUCUGGCCGCUGCUGUCCACACCCGGGAUCUUGAUAAUGCCUUGUAUCUGGCCAACAGUCUUCGGGCUGGCUCUGUCUGGGUGAAUUGUUUUGAUAUCUUUGAUGCGGCCCAACCUUUUGGUGGCUACAAGAUGUCUGGUAAUGGCCGUGAGCUUGGAGAGUAUGGACUAGAGGCUUACACAGAGACUAAAGCUGUAUGUAUCAAAGUCCCAAAGAAGAAUUCGUAAAUCGUGAAGCUGAAACAAGCGGCGAUGAAUUACUCUGAUAGUGCUUUUAAUGUUCCUAUAAUGUUUUCAUUGUGCUGGUAUAUCAGACAAACGCCAUCCCGAGAGACUGAUGGUUUUACAAAGGCUGUUUGGUGCAACCCAAAUGUGUACAUGUGAAUGACAUUUAGAUUUUUACCAUAUAUUUGAUAUUAUUUAAGUAUAGAUUCAAGUUGUUGGAGAAAUCGCUACACAUGUACAAAUCAUUGUUAAUCCGUAUAAUCAGUGUCGAAGAAACUCGAAUUAGUAGUAGACCUAUCUAUGCUAUGGAUUUGUCUUAAAAGACAAAGCUCUUGUUAUACUACACAUUGCAUUUUUGAAAAAACUCUAUCAUUUGAAAUAACAUUUCAGAAAAUUCAUUUACAUGGAGAUAAAAUUAACAAAGACAUUGUAUAUGAAAUUCUGAUGUAUAUUUUCAAAUUACUGGGCAUUUGAUGUAUAUAAUGAAUCUUUUAACUAGAAUUAGUUAAUUACUCUUUAAAUGAAGUUAUUGUACCAAUUAGAAAGUAUAUGAAUCAUUGUACAGAUAUAGUAUUAGUUAAUAGAGUGGUCUUGUUGAAUUGAAUUUUCAUUAAGUGUUAUGUUAGAAAUGUCUUCUGCCAUAGCUUGUUAAUUCCACCCUUAAGUAAUUUAUCAAUCAUGUAAAUGAUGGUUGCAUUAAUUACCAAAGGGUUGUAAAACCUGGAUAUCUACCCAGGUUUAUGAGGGAUUGGAUCACCCGAUAAUCUGUUUUGCUGUACCUACAAUUUGUAGUGUCUACACAAAAGUCCUAAUCAAUUUCUCUCUGAAAUUUUAUUGGAAAUAAACACAAUCUGAAUAUAG
Pecten maximus is the source of this 2516-nucleotide messenger RNA. RefSeq names its product aldehyde dehydrogenase, mitochondrial-like. The transcript has 14 exons. NCBI's taxonomy places the organism in Eukaryota, Metazoa, Mollusca, Bivalvia, Pectinida, Pectinidae. The record is from RefSeq and is a predicted model, not a curated record. Gene Ontology annotation, molecular function: aldehyde dehydrogenase (NAD+) activity. The coding region runs from base 99 to 1658 and encodes 519 amino acids.